Messenger RNA from Rhizopus microsporus ATCC 52813, 1179 nucleotides. Its product is annotated as 26S protease regulatory subunit 8-like protein. Gene Ontology annotation, molecular function: ATP hydrolysis activity; ATP binding; proteasome-activating activity. Gene Ontology annotation, cellular component: proteasome regulatory particle, base subcomplex. NCBI's taxonomy places the organism in Eukaryota, Fungi, Mucoromycota, Mucoromycetes, Mucorales, Rhizopodaceae. The coding region runs from base 1 to 1179 and encodes 392 amino acids. Gene Ontology annotation, biological process: proteasome-mediated ubiquitin-dependent protein catabolic process. The record is from RefSeq and is a predicted model, not a curated record. The transcript has 4 exons.
AUGAAGAAAGACGGAAUAAAAUCUUAUUAUCAAGCAAAAAUUGAAGAAUGCGAAUUAGUUUUAAAUGAAAAGACUCAGGACUUACGUCGUUUAGAAGCACAACGAAACGCUUUAAACGCAAAAGUACGUCUUUUAAAAGAAGAACUUCAGUUGCUGCAGGAACCCGGUUCAUAUGUUGGUGAAGUUGUAAAAGUAAUGGGUAAAAAGAAAGUUUUGGUCAAGGUUCAUCCUGAAGGAAAAUUUGUGGUUGACAUUGCCUCUGACAUUGACAUUUCUCAAUUGACACCUUCAACUCGUGUUGCACUUCGUAACGACUCUUAUCAACUUCAUAAAAUAUUACCCAACAAGAUUGAUCCUCUUGUUUCACUCAUGAUGGUUGAAAAAGUACCCGACUCUACUUAUGAAAUGGUCGGUGGUUUAGAUCAGCAAAUCAAGGAAAUUAAGGAAGUGAUUGAAUUGCCAGUGAAGCAUCCUGAACUUUUUGAAUCCCUUGGUAUUGCUCAACCCAAGGGUGUUCUCCUUUACGGUCCUCCUGGUACAGGAAAAACACUGUUAGCAAGAGCAGUGGCCCACCAUACAGAUUGUCGUUUUAUUCGUGUGUCUGGUUCAGAAUUAGUACAAAAAUAUAUUGGUGAAGGUAGUCGAAUGGUUCGUGAAUUGUUUGUGAUGGCAAGAGAACAUGCACCUUCGAUUAUUUUCAUGGAUGAAAUCGAUUCUAUUGGCUCAGCUCGUAUGGAAAGUGGAGGAGGAGGAGAUUCUGAAGUACAGAGAACCAUGUUGGAACUACUAAAUCAACUGGAUGGUUUUGAACCUACAAAGAAUAUCAAGGUCAUCAUGGCUACAAAUCGUAUAGACAUCUUGGACGCUGCAUUACUGCGUCCUGGUCGUAUUGAUCGUAAGAUUGAAUUCCCUCCACCAAGUGAAGAAGCACGUGCAGACAUUUUAAAGAUCCAUUCUCGUAAAAUGAAUCUAACAAGAGGCAUCAACCUUCGUAAGAUUGCUGAAAAGAUGAGUGGAAGUAGUGGUGCUGAAGUUAAGGCUGUUUGUACAGAAGCUGGUAUGUUUGCUUUGCGUGAACGUCGUGUUCAUGUCACUCAAGAAGAUUUUGAAAUGGCUGUUGCAAAGGUUAUGAAGAAGGAUUCAGAUGCAAAUACAAGUUUAAAGAAACUCUGGAAAUAA